AUGCACCUGCCUCCCUUCACCAGUUCACUAUCAUGCACCUGCCUCCCUUCACCAGUUCACUAUCAUGCACCUGCCUCCCUUCACCAGUUCACUAUCAUGCACCUGCCCCCUUCACCAGUUCACUAUCAUGCCCCUGCCCCCUUCAGUUCACUAUCCUGCACCUGCCCCCUUCACCGGUUCACUAUCAUGCACCUGCCCCCCUUCACCGGUUCACUAUCAUGCACCUGCCCCCCUUCACCAGUUCACUAUCAUGCACCUGGCCCCUUCACCAGUUCACUAUCAUGCACCUGCCCCCAUCACCAGUUCACUAUCAUGCACCUGGCCCCCUUCACCAGUUCACUAUCAUGCACCUGCCCCCCUUCACCAGUUCACUAUCAUGCACCUGCCCCCCCAUCACCAGUUCACUAUCAUGCACCUGCCCCCCUUCACCAGUUCACUAUCAUGCACCUGCCCCCUUCACCAGUUCACUAUCAUGCACCUGCCCCCCCAUCACCAGUUCACUAUCAUGCACCUGCCCCCCUUCACCAGUUCACUAUCAUGCACCUGGCCCCAUCACCAGUUCACUAUCAUGCACCUGCCCCCAUCACCAGUUCACUAUCAUGCACCUGGCCCCAUCACCAGUUCACUAUCAUGCACCUGCCCCCAUCACCAGUUCACUAUCAUGCACCUGCCCCCCUUCACCAGUUCACUAUCAUGCACCUGCCCCCCUUCACCAGUUCACUAUCAUACACCUGGCCCCUUCACCAGUUCACUAUCAUGCACCUGCCCCCCUUCACCAGUUCACUAUCAUGCACCUGCCCCCCUUCACCAGUUCACUAUCAUGCACCUGGCCCCCUUCACCAGUUCAUUAUCAUGCACCUGCCCCCCUUCACCAGUUCACUAUCAUGCACCUGCCCCCAUCACCAGUUCACUAUCAUACCCCCUCACAGUGCUUCAACAUAA
Messenger RNA from Procambarus clarkii (red swamp crayfish), 942 nucleotides. The record is from RefSeq and is a predicted model, not a curated record. Lineage: Eukaryota; Metazoa; Arthropoda; Malacostraca; Decapoda; Cambaridae.